Molecule: messenger RNA, 2519 nt
Organism: Daucus carota subsp. sativus
Lineage: Eukaryota; Viridiplantae; Streptophyta; Magnoliopsida; Apiales; Apiaceae
Product: hydroxyproline O-galactosyltransferase GALT3
Exons: 8
Coding region: 416-2320 (634 amino acids)
Cellular component (GO): Golgi membrane
Molecular function (GO): carbohydrate binding; hexosyltransferase activity
Source: RefSeq, a predicted model, not a curated record
ACAAAAUUGUAAGAGCAAGGACAAAACUGGAAGCGGUGAGAAGUGGAGAAACUACGAAAACGACGUCGUGUCCGAGCACAAACAGCAAAACAUGAAGAAGUGACAAGGCAGCUCCCCAGCUCAAAGUCUAAAGAUCCAUGUUGCAAAAAUCAACAAGUAUUUGAAAUACCCAUCACAGGGUAUGGAGAUAAGGGGAAGGUUGGUACAUUAGGAUGAAGUUCGAUACGUGGCGAUGCGAUUUUUCAGGAUUGGUGGUUAAUAUUGCGUGAAGCUAUUGUUUUUGUGAGAAUUUGUUAGAAUCGUAGAAAUUGAUUUUUGGGAACAGGGCUAGUAUCGAAUUUCAAUACAAGGGUCCUUUGAGUUCAGUUAUAUGUAUGUGGAGCGAUUGUAUGUUUAAGUUUGAGAGUUAGUGGGGAUGAAGAAUUGGUCUGGAGGAGUGUUGAUAGUAGGACUUGGUUUGAUUUUACUUCUUCGGUACAGCUUUGUAGGAAAACAGCCGCAUAAGCAGUCAGCUUAUGAUUUUUUUAAUAGCCAUUUGUCUAAAGAUUCUACUGAGAGUGGAGAUAGUUCUAAUACAGUGAAAACUGAAACUGUCCAAAAUCCUGAGAAAAGGCCCCACUUUGUUGACGUCGAAGGACUUGAUGACCUCUAUGCUUUUAGGAAUAUGUCUGAAGAAGAGUCAAAGGUUUUGCUUGUUUGGUCUCAGAUGCGUAUGCUUCUUUCAAGGUCAGAUGCUUUACCUGAAACAUUUCAAGGCAUUAAAGAGGCUGCUGUGUCAUGGAAAGAGUUAUUGUCAUUGAUUGAGAAAGAUAAAUCCUCCCAGUUGAAUGAUAACAUCCAGAAUGACAAGAAAUGCCCUUACUAUGUUGGCAUGCCGAGUGGUUUGAAUACAUCAACAUCUGGUAGUGGAUACAUUCUUGAAAUUCCUUGUGGUUUAGUUGAGGAUUCGUCGGUCACGUUAAUAGGAAUUCCCAAUAGGGGACAGGGAAACUUUACAAUCGAACUUGUAGCCUCAAAAUUUCCGGAAGAACAAAAUCCUCCAAUAGUUUUGCAUUUUAAUGUAUUUUUACCUGGAGAAAAUUUGACAAAGGAGCCCAUUAUAGUUCAGAAUACAUGGACCAAUGAGACUGGUUGGGGGAAGGAAGAAAGGUGUCCUAAUCAUCAUUCCAUUAACACCACGAACGUUGAUGGACUGGCAAAAUGUAACGAAGAAGUCGCCACAAGUGCUGAAGAAGAAAUUGCUCAUGCUAGUAAUCUUAGUGUCAACCAAUCAUCAAAUGUUUCCAGUGGGAGUGCUCAUGUCAGUGCCAAUUUUCCAUUUUCUGAAGGUAGCCCAUUCACUGCCACCUUGUGGACUGGUGUGGAGGGAUUCCACAUGAGUGUGAAUGGACGGCAUGAAACAUCUUUCGAGUAUAGGGAGAAACUUGAACCAUGGUUGAUUAAUGGAGUUAGACUAUUGGGUGACGUGGAACCUGUGUCUGCCAUUGCUAAAGGUUUGCCUGUUUCUGAAGAUUUGGAUUUGAUUGUAGAUGUUGAGCACCUUAAAGCUCCAGUAACUGCCAAGAAAAGGCUUGUACUGUUAAUUGGGGUAUUCUCUUCUUGCAAUAAUUUUAAUCGGCGUAUGGCAUUAAGGAGAUCCUGGAUGCAGUACGAUGCUGUACGUUCCGGGGAAGUGGCAGUUCGGUUUUUCACUGGCCUUCACAAGAAUAUUCAAGUCAACUUUCAGCUGUGGAAAGAAUCUCAAGCUUAUGGAGAUAUGCAGCUUAUGCCUUUUGUUGAUUACUACAGUCUGAUCAGUUUGAAAACGAUUGCAAUAUGCACUAUGGGGACCAAAAUCCUCCCAGCUAAAUAUAUAAUGAAGACAGACGAUGACGCUUUUGUGAGGAUAGAUGAAGUUCUGUCUAGUCUCAAGCAAAAGGCUUCUGAUGGCCUCUUAUAUGGUCUAAUAUCUUUUGAGUCAAAGCCCCAGAGAGACGCGGAAAACAAAUGGUUUAUUAGUACCGAGGAAUGGCCACAUGAGAGCUACCCGCCAUGGGCUCAUGGUCCAGGUUAUAUAAUAUCCAGAGAUAUUGCGAAAUUUAUUGUGCAAGCGCACCAAAAAAGAGAGCUCAAGCUUUUCAAAUUAGAAGAUGUAUCCAUGGGAAUAUGGAUCGAAAAAUUCAAAGAACGUGGUCACGAAGUGCAGUACAUUAGUGAUGAACGGUUUUAUAAUGCGGGAUGCGAGCCUAAUUACAUCCUCGCGCACUACCAAAAUCCGCGAAUGGUCUUAUGCCUGUGGGAGAAGCUGCAGAAAGAACAUAAGCCCGACUGCUGUGAAUGACUUAAACGGACGUAAUCGACAACAAUGACACCUGAGUUUAAGUUGUAUGCAAAUGUACUUUAACUUAGGCAUUAGAUGUGUACCGUUUUGAUUGUUUGUUGUACAACUCUGUCAUAUGAUUCUGUUAUAGUGACAUUUAUAUUAUCUUUAAAAGUUAUACUAACAUCUAUGAAAGCAGUCUCUUUAGACUUCUUGUCAA